Falco peregrinus (peregrine falcon) is the source of this 3857-nucleotide messenger RNA. RefSeq names its product Ras association domain family member 6 (gene RASSF6). The transcript is spliced from 11 exons. Lineage: Eukaryota; Metazoa; Chordata; Aves; Falconiformes; Falconidae. The record is from RefSeq and is a predicted model, not a curated record. The coding region runs from base 262 to 1272 and encodes 336 amino acids. Gene Ontology annotation, biological process: signal transduction.
GGAAAGUGGGUAGGUAAAUAUUCCCGACAUGCACCAAGGUGUGGGGAGUGUCCUGGGUUUCCAGCACUCCCAGUUUGUUAAGCAAAAUAGUAAUUAGCACCUCUGUGGAUCCAUGAAGAGGCAGAGGUAGCUGUCAGCCAGCGCGAUGCUGUCAUGCCUCUGCCGGGGCUCAGUGAAAGGUAUGUGAAGCUCCUCCUCUGCUUCUCCUUCUCUCAUCGUAGGCACAGAUUAAUCUCUUCUGAAUAAAUCAAGAAAGUGACUAUGAAAGCACAGCAUCUACCUUCUGUUUGCAUCAAUGAGGAGAAGUUCAUAACCAGGGAACAGCUCUAUUCUCUUCUGAAGACUUAUAACUCUUACUAUUCUGAUCAAGAAAAUCUGCAGCUGUCACAUAAUCAGCAAGAUGAAAGCAAACCAUUUAUUGAGGGAAUCGUGUCAAUAUUUUGGGGAGUCCGACAUCCUAUCAGAUUAAAAAUUCAGGAUGAGAAGCAGAUACCCUCUUUUGUCACCCUGAAGUCAACAGAGAACGCUGGUUUGUUCCCUAGUAAAAGGGGGAUGACACGCUGGGGAGAAUUUGAUGACCUGCAUCAUAUUAGUGGGGAGACAUUGAAAUCUACUGAAGAAAAGCCAAACCCUGAGAAAAGUUAUUCACCUUACGAAAGCUGCACUCUGAAGUCCAAGAGCGAGCAGGAACAUGACUGUGCUACCCUGCCCAGGGCCGGCGGCGAUGCUGCGGCUGUGCGGAAGAGGACCAAGUUCCCCAUGAUGUCGAAGACAGAAGUAGAAACUCACAGGUUUUCGAUUAAUGGCCACUUCUACAACUAUGAGACAUCAGUCUUUACUCCGGCUUUUGGAUCAGAAACCAAAAUAAGGAUCAACAGCCAGAUGAGCACAAGACAAGUGAUAGAACAAUUGCUUCGAAAGUUUAAGAUAGAAAACAGCCCACAUGAAUUUGCACUUUAUAUUAUCCAUGCAUCCGGAGAGAAGAAGCAGCUGCGGAGUGGAGACGUUCCCUUACUGCACAGACUCUUGCAGGGGCCCUCAGAGAAGAUUGCCAAGUUUUUUCUCAUGGACCAGGAUGUGGAAGAGAUUAGCAGUGAUGUUGCUCAGUAUAUUCAAUUUCAUCUUCCCUUUUUGGAAUCGAUUCUGCACAGGAUAAAUGAAGAAGAGGAACAGGAGAUUCAACAGACAGUGGCAAGGUACCUAAAAGAGAAGAGUAUGAUAUGCCAGCACCUUCAUAGUCGAACUGUCAAAAAAACAGAGACUACCGUUUGAUGCCAACAGCCUCUUGUGAAUACCCCACGCACCGCCUUUGCCCAGGGGAUGUCAGUAUGCUUGCUUGAAUGUGCCGUGAUGGAAGAACACUUACAGCAUGGGGUGUUCCAAGUGCUGAAGUCUCUUCCGAUAAUUACGCUAUCAAAACUGAACCCACUCCUCUACAGCUCUGCAAUACAAGUUGCGACCCACCCAGGAGGAUACGCUAGAUCCCCCAAAAGACAGAUGCUGAAUCUGGCUUGAAGCUUAAGAUGGGGGCGGGGGUGUGUGUGUGUGUAGGAAAUCUCAUUAAAAGCACAAGGCUUUAAAAUGUACUAAUUUGCAAACCAUUAUCAAAAGUCUAGCAUAUGAGAAAAAUAUUGCAAUAAGCAAUGUGUUAAUUGUACAGAAAAAUAUGAAAAUUAAGUGGUUUUCCUUCCAUUAGCAAAAUGUUGAAUUAUAUUAGGAGGAAGCUUUUCAGUAGAGAUAAGUGGCAAAAGUUAUUUAUGUAACUAAGAUUGCAGUUAGGCUUUUCACUUAUCUUAACAAAACAAAGCAAAAGAGCACUGUACAGGAGAGCCCUGAAAUCCCACUGGCUUCAGAUUGGUAGAUUCCUAACUUGCUUAAAGCUUAAAGCUACAGCUAGAAAAAUAUAAAUGGAAACCUCCCACUUAAUAGCUCCUCAGCUCUUAAACAGAAAAGGGAAUUUCUCUCUGAAACAUCUCGAUGAACUGCCAAGUAAGAGCUCUCAUGAAAUACCAUUACAUCUGCUCGAUUGGGUCCUGAAGGCACCUCAGCAUUUGCUGCUGUUGAAAGGAAUGAUUCCAUGUCACUUCCUGGAGUUUGUAUUUGAAGAGGGAUGUGGAGCACUCAGGGAGGGGCUGAGCAUCAGAGCCGUGCCGGGGCUGGGUUGGCAGCCUACCCAUGGAUGAGGUUUUGGUACCAUCUGGCCCUAGCACAGUGUGCAGCAGCGAAGCUAGCAGGUUAUGCCGAAUGCUACAGUUCAAAUUACAGAGAUGUAAAUAAACCCCAAUUUGUGCACCGUUAAUUGCCCACCUGUAUUAGUUUGUCUUUUUGGCAUGGUAUCUGUGUUGUGCCUCAGCUGCCUUUGGCUUAUGCAGAUAAAAAGAUAAAACCACUAAGGAAAUCAACAUGCACAAAAUGUGGCCUAGAAAUCAUGUGGAAGAAAUCAGACAUGAAAAACUGUACCCUGCCAGAGAUGAUGUUACUUGGAUGGUAAUUUAAAAAAGAAAAGUCAAUGUGCUAAUUGAAGCUACUGUGGUUGGGGCAAGGGGUUUAUUUUAUUAUGGAGUCUAUUACAGUCCUGUUCAGGAAGAUAAUUGCGGGCAUGGGAGUGCAGAGAGGAGAAAUAAAAAUAAUUUAGCGGUUAAGAUGCAUGUCAUUAAAUAACAGCUGCCUCAGAGGUGCAAGUACGUGUUCCUUGAAGCAACAGCAGCAGUAUGCACUUCCCCAGGGACCCAUUCAAAUACGUGUUAGCCAAGCUCCAGGGGGUAUGAAACUUGCCCUGGGACAUCACAGCUUGUACUGGCAAGGUAAAGUCAUGUGUCAGUGGAGUCUGAAGCAGGCCACGGUCAAGUUCAUAGCCAAACCCAAGCAGCGGAGUGUAGAGGAAUGAAGGCAGAGGGUUGAUUAGCAUUGAUAACAUGCAGCUGUGGCCUUGCCUCAGAGGCAGUGGGUUGAUUGACAUGGAUGAUGUGCAGCUGUAGCUCAUUCUGCUAAGUGGUUAAAUAGCUCUGAGGAGUGUGGGAGAAGGGGUUGGGUGGAGGAGGAGCAGUGUGGGCUGGCUUCUGGAGGAAGGAGAAACAGCACGGACAGUAGACUGACUGAUGGUAAAAGCCUUGUUGCAGCCUGAUAAUUUGAUUGUGCCGCAACAGUAGAGGUUGGCAGUUUCAGCCAUGUGAUGGAGGGAGUUUUUCGCUCCUCUGAAGCGGAAAGGCUGUAUUGAAGCACUGUGGAAGUGUUGCUAGAGGCAGAGUAGGAACAGACUUUGUCUGGAUUUCUGGCUUCGUUCUGCCUAAAUUGCUGUAAGGAACAAACUGGAACCCAUCCGCAAGGCAAUUUUCAGGUAGCUCAAAUGCAUGAGCAGGGAAAUAAGCUAGCCUGCAUUUAUCAGACAUCUAACAGCAAGGGCUACGGUGAUCUCUGCCUGCACAGCGGCACCUCUUUCUCAUUUGAACCAGGAAGAAGGAUUUAAGUAUUUUUAUGCAGAAUGGACUAUUUAUGUUAAAUGUUCCAUUUUGUGAAUACUGUAGUGGUUGUAUGAAUGUGCAGCAUAAAAAUAUUGGCAUAUGAAAUGCUCAUAAUGCCUUGGUCUGAGAUUAAGAGACCAAUCAACAGCACAGACCAUGUGGAAAAGAGAAAGUGUUUUCAAGCAGGUUCUCAGAUUCUUUGUGUAAGUAUGUAAUUCCUAAACCGAGCCACUUUUGCCACCAUCUGAUGUUAAAUACUCAAAUCCAUUUCCAUUAUCCUGCUGAAUUGGGACUGAAAGAUGCUGGAAAAUAACUACAGAACAUAGCACAGAUCAUCGAGGGUCUUCUGGGGUUUAAGGGCUGGUGGAAUAAAGCUGUGACUUUGCUGUGGCGUUA